AUGAAAUUGUCACUCCCAGUUCUGUUAUUUAACCUUUUCUAUUUUACCGUCUACUGUCUACUUCAUCUCUAUCCGCAAGUCUUGACUGUCGCCGUCAUAUUGUCUCCUUUAUCAGACCGCAUUCAGUCCCACGCGCAUGUGGCCGUGGCCGCCGCGGUUGGCGCGAUAGUAGUAGGGGAUGAAGACGAGUGUCCGUUCCGUCUUAGCCGCCGCUUUGGCCCCCGCGCCUUCGGCAUCUCUCGCCACCUCCAUGCCCGGAAGACCGCCGGGCACUUUGUCGGCCCACUUGGCCCGUUCGUCCGCCAAGACGUAGCCAGUGGUGCGCAGGGCAAUGUAGCGUUCGCCCGUGGCCGCGUCGACGCGCUCUUCUUCCUCGACGUUGUUGUCGGCGGAGACGGCCACGUCUUUGAAGUGGUUCGUCUCCCAGGGGUUGUCGGCGUCCUCGACGCAGUAGACGAGGGGCCCGCGUGCGAGCGUCAGGGUGCGCUGGUGUGUGUAGGGGUGCUGCGCGAGGAAGCGCGGGCGGAAGCCGUGGAUGUCGAGGGCGAAGGCGGUGUUGGUCGCGAGGUAGGCGGGCGGCAGGACCACGUAGCCUCUUUCGACCACUGCGCCAGGGAGGUCGGGGGUGAGCUGCGGAGGUUAGCGGGUUAUCUUUGGUCCAUCAAAGGGGAUAGGGGGACACGAACGCACCAUAAACUGUCCCUUGGCCCACGCGGGGAUGCGAAGCCGCAGCGUCGUCUUUGUUUUCGCCGGGUUGUCGAGGCGAAAGUCGACCUUGCCGCUCCACGGCCAGUCGGACGUCUGCUCCAGGACAAGGGGCUGGCCGUCGACGGCAUAGGACAGCCGGGCGGUCGUGUAGAGGUGGACGUUGACAUGUGCGGCGCCGGCGCCGUCCGACCCAAAAUCCCACAGAUAGCCGCCCAGGCUGCCGUACAGGCGACUCACAUUCGGCGGGCAGCAGGCGCACUCGAACCACUCUUCGCGGCGGCUCGGCUUCUCGGCGGAGCUGGCCAGCUGGUUGUCGUAUGUAAAGGCGCGGCCCGGCAGGUCCAUGGCCGUCAUGACGACGUUGUAGAGCGACAGCUCGAGCACGUCGGCGUAGCGGCUGUCGAGGUCCAGGUGCAGCAGCCGCUCGGCCAGCAUGAUGGCGCCGAUCGACGCACAGGUCUCGGCAUAGCCGCCGCCGUCGUCCGUGCCCUGCGGCAGAAAGUAGUCCCGCCCGAAGCCCUCCCACGCGGGGAUGGCGCCGAUGCCGCCCGUCAGGUACAUCUUUUUGUCGGCCAUGUUGUUCCAGAGGCGGGUGACGGUCUCAAACCAGCCGUCGACGUUGGCCAGUGUGGUGGCGGUCGUCGUGGGACGCGCCGUUGCGUCGUGGUCAUGCUUGGACCGGGCGACGUAGUCGACCAGCAGGUCGGCCACGGCCGUCAAGAGGUAGACGGCGCGCACGGAGUGGCCCUCGAUGGUCGCCUGCUGCAGGAGCGGCGCGUGCGCCUGGUUGUACCAGUAGGCGCGCUGGACCGGGUACGGGUCGGGCCGCAUCCAGGGGCUCUCGCCGCGCGCGUCGCCCUCGACGUCGUAGUAGUGGCGGCCGUCCUGGCCGGUCGGGUUGCCGCGCUCCUGGACAAAAUACGCGGCCAGGUCGUACGCCUCCUGGCUGCCCGUGGCCCGGUGCAUGCGCACGAGGGCCAGCUCAAUCUCCGGGUGGCCGCAGUAGCCGUGGCGCUUGUGCGCGUCCGGGCCAAAGGUGUCGUGGAUGUGCCGCACGUACUUGUGCAUGGGCUCCAUCAGCCGGUCGUUUUUGUAGUAGGCGCGGUGCGCCAGCGCGGCCUCGAUCAGAUGGCCGGCGUUGUACAGCUCGUGCAUGUCUCGCAGAUUGGUCCAGCGCUGGCCCGGCGCGACCACGGUGUAGUGGAUGUUGAGGUAGCCGUCCGGCUGCUGCGCGCCGCGGAUCAUCUCGACCAGCGCCUGGACGGCGGCGUCGAUCUCGGCGUCGUACGUGUCGGCCAGGGCGUAGCAGGCCGCCUCGAUCCACUUGGCGCAGUCGCUGUCCCAGAACAGGUGCUUGGGCACCGGCCACUGCGACGUGUCGUCGUAGAUGGGGUGCCACUGCAGCUUGAAGGCAUCGAAGCGGCCGGUGCUCUUGAGCAUCGCCAGCUGCGCCUGCAGGGUCACGGUGCGGACGGUGGUGCGGCGCGUCUGGAGCAGCGACGGGCCGUGGAACUCGGUGUUCCCAAAGGACGUUUGGGGGUAGGCCAUGGUCGAAGAUGGCAGCAAAAGGGCGGCGUUUAUUUGGUGAGACAAAAUGACCAAAAUGACCGAAUUAGGGAACCCGGAUCUUAA
This is a messenger RNA of Sporothrix schenckii 1099-18, 2340 nucleotides long. RefSeq lists its product as uncharacterized. Bases 1 to 2340 code for a protein of 779 amino acids. The record is from RefSeq and is a predicted model, not a curated record. Lineage: Eukaryota; Fungi; Ascomycota; Sordariomycetes; Ophiostomatales; Ophiostomataceae. The transcript has a single exon.